Molecule: messenger RNA, 1975 nt
Organism: Cydia pomonella (codling moth)
Lineage: Eukaryota; Metazoa; Arthropoda; Insecta; Lepidoptera; Tortricidae
Product: mitochondrial E3 ubiquitin protein ligase 1-like
Exons: 6
Coding region: 168-1199 (343 amino acids)
Biological process (GO): protein ubiquitination; organelle organization
Molecular function (GO): ubiquitin-protein transferase activity
Source: RefSeq, a predicted model, not a curated record
UCUGUCAAAAGAAAUCACACAGCUGAUUUUGCAUAGGAUUCGUGUGAUUUGAUGAUUUAUUUUCAGUUCCGUGUGAAAAUGGGAUUAAUUUUAAGGGAAAUUUAGAUAUUAUUAGCCGGAUAUCAUCAAAAUUGCUCUGAUAGUGGUGUAAUAUAAUCUUGUUAACCAUGGAUUUCUUUACCGAGGUGAUCGGAGAGACUGUAAUUCUUGGGUUGGAUUCGCUGAUCCUCGGCUUCUGUGUGAAGCAGCUUAGCAAAUGCAAGCAUAUAUUAAAUGCUUUACAGACCGCACCAGUGCUGGACAUAGACUCAUCACUGUGCAGAGAGAUCAGCAAGUACCCCAACCACACCAUCCCGUAUGUGGUGAUCCGGGGCUUAGUGAAGCCUCUCGGGAACCCCAUUGUUAGCAACUACAACAACUCCGUCACUGGUGUUGUGCAAAGGCUAACCAUAAAGGAGCAUGUGAUAGCGCGCACAUCAGCCGGUUUCUGGUCGGACCAGACGCGCACGAUACAUGAGGUGUGCAACUCCUGUCCCUUCGUGCUGAGCAAUGGCAAGUUCAGCAUUGAAGUGGUGGACGCGCUGGCAGCAGAGUUACUUGAUAUGGACGUGAUCUCCGACAAGUUUGAGCCCAUGUCCCCCGGCGUCAUCGACCACGUGUGGGGGUUCUUCUCCGGCGUGAGGCAGCGGGGGCUCCAAUCCAUGGAGGAAAUGCUGCGAGAUGGUUCCUUUAUAACUGCUGUGGGGGAGCUCAGUGGUCCCCCGGGGGCCCUGAAGAUACAGCCACCGAGAGAUGGUCUACCAUUGUACCUCACAACUGCUACGAAGUCAACUUUACUCAAGAGAUUGGCGAGCUCUAGAGAUUUCCUAAGAGUCCUAGUGGUCCUCUUCGGCACCGUAGCAGUGCUGGCAGGCUCCCGCAUCGCCUACAAAUACAUAUCGCGACGGCGACGCAAGGCGCGCGAGAACGAAGUGAAGAAGCAGCUCGCGGCGGGCCGGCGGGAGCGCCGCGCGCGCGCCCGCGACCGCGACCUGAGCGAGGCGCAGCUCUGCGUGGUGUGCGCCGAGAACCCUAAGGAGAUAAUCCUGCUACCCUGCGGCCACGUGUGCCUCUGCGAGGACUGUUCCGACAACAUCACAGAGCAGUGCCCGAUCUGCAGGGAGCGGAUAGAAUCACGCGCGCCGGCCUUCAUCACGUAGGGGCUGAUACAGCGGGCUGGUUGAGACGACGGGGCAGGUUGAAACGGUGAACUUGAGAGUAUGGGGCAGGAUGUAAAGUUUUUAAUCUCCAUCCUCGACAAUAGUGAAAAUUAGACGCUCGUUAAUUGUUUUUAUUUGGUGCAUUUCCUGCUACACUGGUGCUGAUGUAAUGUAGGCAACAGAAGCAUGCCAUGUGUUAUACAGGGGUCAUUUUACUAGGCUAGCUGGCUGGCCUAAAUAAUAUUAUUGUUUAAGCUGAUUCUACACCUACAGUCAACCUAAAGUGAGUUUGCGCAGUAAGUUCAUACUUAGAUAAAAUAGCGCUCACGUGCUAAACAGAGCUCAUUGGCCUACCCCGAAAACGGAAAUCCGCAAAUUGCGGGUAUCUUUCUCUGUUACUAAUUACGCCUUAUAUGGAGUAAAAGAGAAAGAUGUCCGCAAUUUGCGAACUUCGGCAUUCGCGGUAGGCGCUCUGUUUAUUAGUCAAAUAGUAUACUGCUAUAGUUUAGCUUAGCCAGUUACUAUGUCAUAGUUCAAUAAAAUAAUGUGUAUUUUAUAAAUGUCUCAUUAUAUUCUUUCUUAUGAUUAAUGUAACAAUGCAAUGUAUUUGUAUUAUUUAUGAAAUAUUGUUCACUUAACCCAAGGCUCGAGUGUAAGCGCGCCCCGAAUUGUACAAUAUAGUUAACUAAUUUUAGGUUAUGUUUGUAAUAAAGCUGAGCGUAUUUUGUGCUAAGUUGAUAGGGUGUGUACGAAAAUAAUAAACGUUUUAUAUAAAA